Messenger RNA from Triplophysa dalaica, 4393 nucleotides. It is a transcript of the gene abhd3, whose product is annotated as abhydrolase domain containing 3, phospholipase. NCBI's taxonomy places the organism in Eukaryota, Metazoa, Chordata, Actinopteri, Cypriniformes, Nemacheilidae. The transcript has 9 exons. The record is from RefSeq and is a predicted model, not a curated record. Bases 197 to 1435 code for a protein of 412 amino acids. Gene Ontology annotation, biological process: phosphatidylcholine metabolic process; medium-chain fatty acid catabolic process; medium-chain fatty acid biosynthetic process. Gene Ontology annotation, molecular function: monoacylglycerol lipase activity; A2-type glycerophospholipase activity; acetylesterase activity.
UUGACUCGCACCUCUGCGCAUCGCCGGCGGUUCUGAAAAGAGCACCACCCAUUCUCCCAUAUUAAAGGUCCUGUCUCUGUUAACAGACAUCUCUACAUGUGAAAAUUAAACGCGUAAUUUGUCCGUGAUCACAUCAGCAUCCAGAGCUAAGCCGACUUUCAGCAGCAGGACCGUCGGGCUUUACAGGGACUGGGCAAUGAUUUCACUGGACCUUAAUUUUAAUUUAUUUACGAGUGACCUUUCACUUUACCUCAAAAACCAAGUUAAAGUCGGGCUGUUCGGCUCGGGGGUUGGACUGUCUGUAGUGCUCGGAUUCAGCGCCGCUUAUGCCUGCUACUACUUGAUCUCUGUGGCCAAGAAACCUAUACUUAUAGCUGGAGGAAAAAAGUUUCAUAAGUUCCUGCAGGACAAUUGUCCUGUGGUCUCAGAGACGUACUACCCAACGUUCUGGUGCUGGGAGAGCCGAGUCCAAACUUUACUCAGACCCUUUGUGACGGCCAAACCCUGGGUGAACUACAGAAAUGAGCUCAUUAGAGCAGCAGAUGGAGGCCAGAUCUCUUUGGAUUGGUUUGACAAUGAUGGCAGUUCAUCCCACCCGGACCCAUCCACACGACCCACUGUGCUGCUGCUCCCGGGACUGACGGGUACAAGCCACGAAUCCUACAUUCUGCAUAUGGUUCAGCAGAGUCGGGAUCUGGGUUUCAGAUGUGUUGUAUUCAACAACAGAGGUGUCUCUGGGGAAAAGUUAUUGACGCCCAGGACGUAUUGUGCAGCCAACACAGAGGAUCUGGAGCUGGUGAUAGAACACGUCCAGCGGACCAUUGACAAUGCUCCUCUCAUGGCAGCUGGGGUUUCUAUGGGCGGGAUGAUGCUGGCCAACUAUCUGGGUCGGAAGGGGCGCAAGACGCGUCUGAAGGGCGUAGUGGUUUUCUCGGCCGGCUGGGAUGUGUUUGAGUGCUCAGCUUCACUGGAGAAACCCCUGGACCGUUUCCUCUUCAACUCCUACCUCACCAGCUGCCUGCAGGCAUCUGUGGACCGUCACAGACCUGUUCUUGAAAAAAAGUAUGACAUAGACCAUGUGAUGAAGGCUAAAACUAUCCGAGAGUUUGAUGAACGUUUUACAUCCAUCAUGUUUGGUUAUCCAUCCAAUGAGGACUACUAUCGAGAUGCCAGCCCAAUCCAUAAAAUCAAUUCUGUGCAGGUGCCAAUGUUGUGCCUCAAUGCGGCUGACGACGUCUUUUCCCCCAAUCACGCCUUUCCAGUAGAGGCUGUUAAGCAGAACCCAAAUGUUGCUCUCCUCAUCACCUGCCACGGCGGUCAUAUCGGCUUCCUGGAGGGCCUGUGGCCACGGCAGAGCACAUACAUGGACCGCGUUUUCCGGCAGUUCACUAAGGCCGUCUUUGAGAACAGCUGCAGCCUAUCUGAUCUCCAUUGACCCCUGUUCCAUUCCCUCUCGAUACCCGUGAGCAAAAAAUUCCUGAUCCAUUUCCAAACUGAAGUGCACAGGUUCACAUAAAGGCCAGGAUUGUUUUUAUUUGUUUGUGUGUUCAUCUAUUUAUUUUUAUAUUAGUAAUCACAUCUUUUUAUGUACAAUAAUAGAAUUUAAAUGCUGCUUAGGCAUUCACAUGUUCCGUCCAUUCAUUGGUGCACUUACUUAUUUUUUAUUUAUUUGCAUAGGGUAUGGGACUUGCUUGUGUUUAUUGGCUUUUGUGAUUAUGUUUGGUUAUUUUCAUAUAGAGAUUUUACCAUUAUGAGUGUAUGUUAAACAUCAGCUAUUGGAACACUGAAUCAUGCCAUCUUCUCAUUAGAUAACAACCGUUUAUUUAUCUUACACAUUUCAUGUCUUGAACAUCCAAUUCAGGGUGACUUCCGAAACAACAACAACAACAACAACAACAUGGUUUAGCGACAAUUAUCAAGUGAAUCUCACAAAGAACUGUCAGCCCAAAAACAUUGUUUAAAAUUAUAUAACAAAUAUGUAUAUGGGGGGCACGGUGGCUUAGUGGUUAGCACGUUCGCCUCACACCUCCAGGGUUGGGGGUUCGAUUCCCGCUUCCGACUUGUGUGUGUGGAGUUUGCAUGUUCUCCCCAUGCCUCGGGGGUUUCCUCCGGGUACUCCGGUUUCCUCCCCUGGUCCAAAGACAUGCAUAGUAGGUUGAUUGGCAUCUCUGGAAAAAAUUGUCUGCAGGGUGUGAGUGAGUGAGUGAAUGAGUGAGUGAGUGAGUGAGUGAGUGAGUGAGUGAGUGAAUGAGUGAAUGAGUGAAUGAGUGAAUGAGUGAGUGUGUGUCACCUGCGAUGGGUUGGCACUCCAUCCAGGGUGUAUCCUGCCUUGAUGCCCGAUGACUCCUGAGAUAGGCGCAGGCUCCCCGUGACCCGAGGUAGUUCGGAUAAGUGGUAGAAAAUGGAUGGAUGGAAAUAUGUAUAUUUCCUGCGUAAAUGUCCUGAACAAAAAGAACCAAAUGAAAAGACAAAAGAGCCAUGCCCAAAACCAAAUAGAAAAUCUAACAGAUGAGAUUUAUGUUGGUUUUAAUGAAAACUAUAAUGGAGUCUGGUAUAUGAUGGAUUCUAUUGCUGGGGUGUUACCUGGGAGAUUUAUGAUAUUGGAAUAAUGGCCAAAACAUACACAAAUGAAUUUUGUAAUGGUUUUAAUGAAAAAAGCUAAUGGUUCAUAAUGGGCUUUUAAUGGUAACCAUUAACAUCUGUGAUGGUUCCUAAAGGGUUACUAUUGGGGGUUUUUUUCAGCAAGGAAUCAAAAUGAAACAUAUUUUGCCAUUGCAUUGUGCUUUAAUUCACAUAUAAAACCACAUAUAAAACAGAGCACUUGUUUAUAGAAAACUAUUUAGAUCCUAGUUGUUGAAAUAACAGUAUAUGUUAUUAAAAGGUUAGCUUUGCUUUAUAUACAAAAUAACCUUUGAUUUGAAAAUAAAUACUUUACCUUUUUUUAAGUUGUAGUAAAACAUGACCAGAACGUUUUCAUUGUGAGAUUUGCAUCAAUAUCCCAAUUCAAUGCCUCAAUCUUCAAAUACGUGUAGGCUCAUUUUGUCAAGCUGUGCUUUUUCUUCUUUUAACUCUUUAAAAUCUGUGACUAAAAAUCGCUCUCGCAGUAAAAUCAUUUGUCACAGUUCAUCUGUUCUUUUGUUAUAUGAACAGGAAGGUUGAAUUCAUUUUUUACAGUGUGUCAAACUACUGUAUGUCAGUCAGCGACCGGUUAUCUUCAGUGAUUUCUUAUUUGUUGCACCAAGGCCUUAUUUGUUUAAACUUACAGCAUUAAAAAGGAAGAUUGAACUAUUUUUGUCUUUCUAGCAUCAGUAAAUAAAAGUGUGUUCGGCCAGUUUAAAAAAGAGAAGUCACGCCAAUGUAUGUACAACACGUAUAUUGUUUCCAACCCUUCACUAAUUUAUUCUCAUUUAUUUAAUCCUAAAGAGAGUCUAACCAGCUCACUAUUUUCUGUCAGUUUUGUUUUUAGAUAGGAGAGCGAUUGUAUCUACCACAUUGCAUUGUUUUAUUUUCUUAAGAAUGUACCUUGUGCACUUUUGGGUAUUAAUACUGGUAUAUUGACACUGACUAGUUUAAUUGUAAAUUAGAUGUAAAUUUUAACAAGGAAUGUGAGAUUUGCACUAUUUUGAGUUCAACCUGUGUUAGUCCCAGUCGAACUGGCUGAAUGUGGCUUCAAGGAUUCGUUGAAUUCAUAUGUGAAAAUGACUUGAGCUACUACUUGUCUAUAAUGUGAAAACAUUGAAAAUGUUCCCGAAACCUCUGCUUGCUUUAAAUUCACUUGCGGGUCAAAUGGCUCUUUAUGCUAUAGUGUCAUAAAAUGCACAGGCUACUUAAUGAGAUUAUUUGACAAGAAAAUAAGUAUAAAAACAGGAGCAGUCAUUAUUUGUGUGAGAAUGUGAAGGAUGCUUAUGCAAAUCUUAUGAAUAUGCAGGUGAAGAAUUAGCUGCACAUAGGGACUUUCAUGGAAGAAUAUGCUAGACAUAGUUAUCAAAAUCUAAAAAGAAACCGCCCUGCCAUAUUGUAUUUACCUGUUUAUUAAGGUGCUGCUUCAUAUUAUGCUUCUAACUGUCGAUGCGGAUAUGAGGACCACGAAGUCUCCUGUGGAUUUGCCUUUCCUCUCUGCUUCUGCUCAUCCUCUUUCCCAGUAGCAUGUGUCACUGUUCUAAGUGUCUUGAGUAACUGUACAAACAACGUGCAUCCCAUAACCUGUAGCACAACAGACAUAUUUUUCCAUGAUGAUGUCUUUCCUUUUAUAAAUUUAUAAAAGGAUUGUGUAUUCAACAUGUGCGGCAAUAAGAUUUUAAUACAAUAUAGUCUACUGUAUGUAGAAUAAAUGCACAUGUACUUGUAUGGAUUAUAAGUGCAUUUGUGGUAUUAAAUAAAUUAUGGAAUUUAA